Messenger RNA from Fundulus heteroclitus (mummichog), 4371 nucleotides. It is a transcript of the gene sulf2a, whose product is annotated as sulfatase 2a. Gene Ontology annotation, cellular component: cell surface; Golgi apparatus; endoplasmic reticulum. The transcript has 23 exons. Gene Ontology annotation, molecular function: glycosaminoglycan binding; calcium ion binding; N-acetylglucosamine-6-sulfatase activity. Lineage: Eukaryota; Metazoa; Chordata; Actinopteri; Cyprinodontiformes; Fundulidae. Bases 378 to 3035 code for a protein of 885 amino acids. The record is from RefSeq and is a predicted model, not a curated record.
GUCAGUGCAUCCAUAACAGUGAGCUGUCUGCACCGGGGCUGUGCGGGGGGUGAGACUCGCUCAUCACUUUGCCAGCGCGAGCCGAUCUGAGCUGAGCGGACAGGAGAGGACGGUGUAGCCCGGCCAAACAGAACUUGGCAGUCGGAGGCUGCUUUCUGUGGGAGAGGAGAACAUCUAAAGAAGCUUGUUUAGAAAAGAAGGGACAUUCAUUGACUGAGAAGAGGAACUUUCUUCUUAGUGACCUUGGGUGUGAAAAGCCUACUUCCCUUGGGACAGGUUACCAUAAGUUACCAUGGUGACAGAUCCAGGCUGCAGAGAGAACUGUCGACUCCCCGUGUUGUGAAUGAAGUACUGAGGUGGUACCGCAGGCCGAAACGAUGGCAGGGCAGGGACACCCUGCCCUUCCCUCUAUCUUUCUCUUCCUCGUCCUGGUGGGUGUUAUAGCUGAGGCCCAGGGCUCCGGCUAUCUGUCUAGGUUUCGCCUCAGGUCUCGUUUGCAGAGGGACCGCAACAUGAGAAACGUCCGACCCAACAUCAUUCUUAUUCUCACAGAUGAUCAGGACAUAGAACUGGGCUCAAUGCAGGCCAUGAACAAAACCAGGAACAUCAUGGAGAAGGGAGGCACGCACUUUUCAAACGCCUUCUCCACCACCCCCAUGUGCUGCCCGUCCCGCUCCUCCAUCCUGACGGGGAAGUACGUGCACAACCACCACACCUACACCAACAACGAGAACUGCUCCUCGCCCUCGUGGCAGGCACACCACGAGCCCCACACGUUCGCCGUGCACCUGAACAACUCUGGCUACAGAACAGCGUUUUUCGGAAAGUAUCUGAACGAGUACAACGGCUCCUAUGUGCCCCCUGGCUGGAAGGAAUGGGUAGCACUGGUGAAAAACUCCCGCUUCUACAACUACACCCUCUGCAGAAACGGGGUACGGGAGAAACACAGCAGCAGCUACCCAAAGGACUACCUGACGGACAUAAUCACCAAUAACAGCAUCGAGUACUUCCGUUUGUCCAAGAGGAUGUUCCCUAACCGGCCCGUCCUGAUGGUCCUGAGCCAUGUUGCGCCUCACGGUCCGGAGGACUCCGCUCCGCAGUACAGCGCUGCCUUUCCCAACGCUUCUCAGCACAUAACCCCGAGCUACAACUAUGCUCCCAACCCAGACAAGCACUGGAUCCUCCGCUACACCGGCCCCAUGAAGCCCGUCCACAUGCAGUUCACCAACAUGCUUCAGCGCAGGAGGAUGCAGACUCUGCUGUCGGUGGAUGAUAGCGUGGAGAAGGUGUACAACAUGCUGGUGGAGACGGGCGAACUGGACAACACCUACCUCAUUUACACCUCGGACCACGGCUAUCAUAUCGGCCAGUUUGGCCUGGUAAAGGGCAAAUCGAUGCCCUAUGAGUUUGAUAUCCGCGUGCCGUUCUAUGUACGAGGUCCUAACGUGGAUCAAGGCGUCACAAAUCCUCACAUCGUGUUAAACAUCGACCUGGCACCGACUCUUCUGGAGAUGGCGGGUGUUGAUAUUCCUGCAGAAAUAGACGGCAAGUCCAUCCUCAAGCUUCUGGCCACAGAUCGGCCAAUAAACAGGUUCCAGUUGAGCAAGAAAGGGAAAACAUGGAGAGACUCCUUUCUGGUGGAGCGAGGCAAGCCUCCGCACAAGAGAGCCGACGGGAAGGAAAUGGCCCAGGAGGAGAACUUCCUGCCAAAAUAUCAGAGGGUGAAGGACUUGUGCCAGAAAGCAGAGUACCAGACUUCGUGCCAACAACCGGGACAGAAGUGGCAGUGUGUGGAGGAUCCGACCGGCAAGCUGAGGCUGUAUAAGUGUAAAGGCAUGGCGAGCAUGUUCGCGCCACGCAUGCAGGCUCUGAUGGCCAGCAGUCCCUCCACGCUGUCCGUCGUUUCCAACUUUGAUGACUGUAACUGUGGCAAUGUGGGUGUCAAACCUUCUGCCCUGAAGAAGAAGAGGCUCCUAAACAAAAAGAGGAUCAAAUCCAUCAAGGCCGAGACCAGGAAGCGCUGGGCCCGCUCCGUGUCGUUUGAGCUGGAUGGAGAUCUGUACGCUGUGGACUUGGAGGAGGGCUACAGGCCCCUGGGAUCCAGUAACAGCAGCUGGACCAAAGACAGAUGGAGAGGCACAGGCGUUGGAGACGACGGCGAAGAAUUCAGCGGAAUGGGAGUUGCAGCCAAACCUACCGCCCGUGACAAACUCACGCCACCUGCUGCUUUGAAAGUCACAUACAGAUGCUCCAUUCUUAUGAACGACACAGUGAAGUGUGAUGGGGGCCUCUAUAAGUCGCUUCAGGCGUGGAAAGACCACAAACUCCACAUUGAGCACGAGAUUGAAACCUUGCAGACCAAAAUCAAGAACCUGCGUGAAGUGAAAGGUCAUCUAAAAAAGGUGCGGCCAGAGGAAUGUCAGUGCAACACCCCCAGUUAUCUUCUCAAGAAUAAGGAGGCGUAUCUGCUCAGUGUCGAGCAAACGGACUCUCUCAGAAUGCCAUCCAAGCAGAAGACACAGUGGCUGCAGAAAGAACAGAAGCGCAGGAAAAAACUGCGCAAAUUCCUGAAGAGGCUCCAGAACAACGACACCUGCAGUAUGCCGGGUCUCACCUGCUUCACCCAUGACAACCAUCACUGGCAGACCGCCCCCUUCUGGACCAUGGGUCCGUUCUGUGCGUGCACCAGCGCCAACAACAACACAUACUGGUGCCUGAGGACCAUCAAUGACACACACAAUUUCCUGUUCUGUGAAUUUGCCACUGGCUUCAUGGAAUACUUUGACCUCAGUACUGACCCUUACCAGCUGAUAAACGCUGUCAGCAGCCUCGAUCGCAACGCUCUGAAUUCAAUGCAUCAGCAACUCAUGGCCUUACGGAGCUGCAAGGGCCACAAGCAAUGCAACCCGGAGAAGGGGGGAAAGGAGAGAAACCACUUCAGUGAAUACAGGCCAGUUCAUCGUCGAAAGAGGCCAAAAACGAAGAAGCCCUCCUCCAAAUCGCUAGGGCAGAUAUGGGAAGGAUGGGUUGGUUAACCACCUGCAGCCCAAAACCCACCAUACCAGCCUCCUCCAGCAGAGGAAGGAGAAUGAAGACAACACAAGCCUAUGAGGACCUUGAUCAUCCGUCGCUGAACCAUAACCCGAGAUACUGUUCGUCUCUACACUGGGUUGAGUUUUUGGGAGAGUUGCUCUUCGUGGCCUUUGUGUGGAUGAGACACGAAGAAGCUAAAAAAAAAAAAAAACUUUUCCAUUAUCUACAUUGGAAAACAUCUCAUAAUCAUUGACAUUUGUUACCCCCCGGCUUUUGAGAUGAACGGCAACUGUAAAUGCUGUAAACGGCGGGGUCAGUCCGGCGUCCGAAAGCCAUUCGGUCUGACAGUAAUCCUUGUAGAUAAUAUACAGAAUAUCGCUUUAAUCUGCUUUCUUUCGCGGAAAGCGGGACUGGACGGGGACACGACGAGCUUCGCGUCAACGCCGCUGCUACGCAAUGACACACCGUGACCUCGUCAUGUCUCUGUGGCACAUGCUGACGAGGAACCGAGCAAACAUCAUAUUUCCCACAUGGACGUGUUUGCACCAGGACGUGACGUGAAACCUCCAUGAGAAACAACCGUAUCAAACUUCUCGCCAUAAUCUUUUGUUUUUAUAUUUGACCUACGCACCGAUGAAUGUCUUUCAUGAGGAGUUAUCCCCGCUCACGGCUGUGAGACGUGAAGCGACCCGACACAGAGAAACCUUGACUAGGCCGACACUAACCGUUAUCUCACAUUCACUACAAACACAGGAACAUGCGACCGUUGAACACCGAGCGACAUUAGUGACUCUGACGCUACUCCUUUGUGCCGAUGGUUCCACACUUUAGAGGUUUCCAUAUAGUUUGUUUAGCUUGCUAUACAUGGUGCUACUGGAUGACAACACAGAAAUCAAUCUUUGCUGUACAGUACAGUAUGUAUUUGAAUGUACGUUGUGCAAUUAAUAUAAAUGUUUACAAUAUUUUUUAUAAUACUUAAGAGGCAGACCUCAUUGUACAAUAUGAGUUGACAAAAUGAACGUAUCGGGUGAGAAGCAGCUUAAGAAAUCUCAUUGCCCACAAUUUGUAUGUUUGUCCUUAUUUACAUGAGAAAAGCACUUAAAGGGUUCACUGUGAUAAGAUGUAUAAUAAUGAAUACAUAGUCUACUCUGUGCCAGAGGAGUGGGGGGGGGGGGGAACACAAUUUAAUAAUACUUGAUGUGAAGUACUCGCUUUUGUUAGAUCUUGUUUCAUUGUUUGUUUUCUUUGUAUACAUUUCAAUAGCCCUAGAUUGAGCUGAUAGUAAUUGUGGAUAAUAAAAGUGUUUUGUUUCAAAUAAAAAAAAAAUAGCAUGCACUU